AUGGGGAGAGGGCGGUUCUCCUCGGCUGCUAGGGACAGAGAGCCAUCGCUCCAUUCUUUCUCCUAUUUUAAAAAUCCCUUUUUCAUUGUGGUGGUGGUGGUGGUGUUUACUGUUGUUCCUAAAGAAGGCCCUCCCCGCCCCCAGCCCGGCGGGAGCGACGAGGAGUUGGAAACCUUGGCCUUUCAGGCCGCUCUCGGAGAGGUCCCCGCCGUCGAAUGCCUUUUCUCCAAAGCCUCCGAAAUCAGAAAGGUCAGCGAGGUCAGCGAGUCCCCCGACAGCCGGAACGAAGCGGCCACCGGCAAGCUGUUCGCCCGGCAGCGGCCCAGCGCCAAGGAGAAAGACAAGAGCCAGCAGGGAAAGAAUGAGGACGCCGGGGCCGAGGAUCCGUCCAAAAAGAAGCGACAGCGGCGACAGAGGACCCAUUUUACCAGCCAGCAGCUGCAGGAGCUGGAGGCCACCUUCCAACGCAACCGCUACCCGGACAUGUCCACGCGGGAGGAGAUCGCCGUCUGGACCAACCUCACCGAGGCCCGCGUGCGGGUCUGGUUCAAGAACCGCCGGGCCAAAUGGAGAAAGCGGGAACGCAACCAGCAGGCCGAGCUGUGCAAGAACGGCUUCGGCCCCCAGUUCAACGGGCUCAUGCAGCCCUACGACGACAUGUACCCGGGCUACUCUUACAACAACUGGGCCGCCAAGGGGCUCACGUCCGCCUCCCUGUCCACCAAGAGCUUCCCCUUCUUCAACUCCAUGAACGUCAACCCCCUGUCCUCGCAGAGCAUGUUCUCCCCGCCCAACUCCAUCUCGUCCAUGAGCAUGUCGUCCAGUAUGGUGCCCUCGGCGGUGACUGGCGUCCCGGGCUCCAGCCUCAACAGCCUGAAUAACUUGAACAACCUGAGCAGCCCGUCGCUGAAUUCGGGGGUGCCCACCCCCGCCUGCCCCUAUGCCCCACCGACCCCUCCAUACGUUUACAGGGACACGUGUAACUCCAGCCUGGCAAGCCUGAGACUGAAAGCCAAGCAGCACUCCAGCUUCGGCUAUGCCAGCGUCCAAAACCCGGCGUCCAACCUGAGCGCCUGCCAGUAUGCGGUAGACAGGCCCGUGUGAACCCGGACGGCUGCCAUCUCGACCUACCGGU
Molecule: messenger RNA, 1135 nt
Organism: Tachyglossus aculeatus (Australian echidna)
Lineage: Eukaryota; Metazoa; Chordata; Mammalia; Monotremata; Tachyglossidae
Gene: PITX2
Product: paired like homeodomain 2
Exons: 4
Coding region: 1-1104 (367 amino acids)
Biological process (GO): regulation of transcription by RNA polymerase II; anatomical structure morphogenesis
Cellular component (GO): nucleus
Molecular function (GO): DNA-binding transcription factor activity, RNA polymerase II-specific; RNA polymerase II cis-regulatory region sequence-specific DNA binding
Source: RefSeq, a predicted model, not a curated record